Molecule: messenger RNA, 3298 nt
Organism: Dreissena polymorpha
Lineage: Eukaryota; Metazoa; Mollusca; Bivalvia; Myida; Dreissenidae
Exons: 7
Coding region: 45-1910 (621 amino acids)
Source: RefSeq, a predicted model, not a curated record
UUACAGAGAAGGUUAGCUGUUUGAACUCGACUCAACGCUCUCGAAUGGCUUCCAAUACGCCGGAUGGGGCCUCUGGCGAGGGUCACGUGCAUAAUUACCAGGCAUUGAAGAAAAUACUGCGUCUGGCUGAGGAGAUAUAUCCUUUGGUUGAACCAGGGCGCAAAGAGCUCGAAUACAUGAUUGAAGAGCAAAGCAAGUGCACGACCUUGAUCAAAGAACUUCAAAAUGGAAAAGAAACAUUAAAAGAGAAGCUUAAGGACCUGGAGUUGGUUUCAGUUUCAAAAGAAGAACACACUCAACUGAAAAGCAAAUAUCAGCAGCUGGCAUCAGAGGCAAAAAGGCAAAUAACCAAACAGAAGCAGAGACUUAUUUAUCUGGGGAAUUUAAGCACUGGGGCCGAACAACAAGUCGAAUUGCUUCAGCAGGAAGUAUCUGAAGCCAUGUCGCGAGAAGAACAGUUACAUAGGCUUCUUGAACAAAAAGAAGAAGAGUUAGUCAAAGCGAAACGAGUAACUGAAGAAAUCCGAUUAAACGGAAUUAAUAUAACAAACACGUCAUGGAAUAAAAGAAGAGGAUUCGACGAUUUGGCAGAAGCCACGAAUAGAGAGGCGGAAUUAAAUAUGCAAGUGACAAAGCUUCGGAAACGCUUAACCGAUGUCGAGAAUGAAUUAAAUGAGACUAAAACAAGAUUAAGUAGAACAAUGGGAGAUAAGCUUACAGACAACAAUCCAGCAAUAACCGAUCUUAGCGACAAAAAUCGACCAGUAAAAUUAGCAGAGCGAUAUUCGGAGCUCUACGAUAAUGAAUGGACAGAUUCGUUCGAGAUAAUACAUAAAGUUUACAGAGACGAACGAAACACAGUUGCUCAGCUUCUCAAAAUAUUAAUGGAUGUUGCUGACUUUUGUCGCAACGAAUCACAGAAGCAGUUCAAAAAGAUGAUAAAUGCUCUUGUCGGGGAAAAUACAGGGGAUACACCAUUGCCGAAGCUUAUUGAAAAACAAUUGGGAGGUUGCAGAAAAGCCAUGUUCGAGAAAGCUGGAUAUACUCUGUAUGAGAUGUACGUGGCGAAAUUGCGUCUCUCUACCUCCUCCGUGGCACGUGACGCCCUGAUCGUACCAGCCUACCUGAAGGAGACUUUCACUCUGUGCUGGCAGAUGUGCGUGCAAGAUCCGCCUGUUGUUUUUGACGAGCCUCCGAAACACGGGGAUACAUUUAAGUCAGAAUUAUACAAAUCUUACAAAAUAGAAGGCACGCGCGUGGAUUUCCUGGUCUUGCCGGCGUUGUUGUUGAACGACGGUGGACCUGUACUCUGUCGAGGAGUAGCACAGGGCUUCAUGUAUUCCCUUCAUGAGGUGCCAACCUCUGGGCAAUCAUUGCAUCGGCUUCCAGAUCGACUAGAGCGGUCUCAGGAAUCAAACUCUGGUAUGAUCAAUUAUCAAAGUACAUCUGCUAACGGUAGAAAUCCGAAUGCAAACACAGCUUCACCGCUUGAUAUUAACGGAUUGGGUGGCUCUUUGAAGACGAAGCCGACACAGAGGGUCACUUCAGCACGUGACACCGACAGGUUAGGAUCGGGUCGUGUAAGUGGUGUACACAAGGAUCAGGCUCCGAAGUUGGAUCUGGUCAUGGUACCGAACGAUCUAAACGUCCAACGUCCGGAAGAACCAGCUGCGCGAUCACAAACAUCAACGACGUCACGACAAUACGAGAACCAUAAUGUUGACAUGCUACCGAAUUUUCGCCAAAACUCUGCUGAAAAAACUGACAUUCUUGAUUUAACAGCUAAAGACAUUAACGAUUUCUUAAGUCUGAUAAACAAACUCAAUUAUAAUUAUGCAGCUGUUCAAAGGGUUAUGGAUAAAUCGAAGUUUGAUGCUUGCUGCAAGUUUAUAAAAACAAAAUACAGUUAAACACUGCCGCGUUCCUUAAAGUGAAUUACAUGAUGAUGGAAUUAACUCAAAAUGUAGGACAUCUCCUCUGAGUUAUAUAUGUUGUAUUUAGCUUUCAAUUUAUUCUUUUUAUAUAUUAAGGAGAAAUGCUUUUUAACUUACUUCUUUUGUGAACAAUUUAAUACUUAACGUGGUACUUUUUUUUUAUCUAUCAUCUAAAUGAAAAAAGUAAAGUUAAUGUAUAACUAUUACAUUUCAAGUAUCAUGAUUUUCACAGAUUGAUACAAACAAUUAUCACAGAUUCGAUCCGAACAAGAGGAAAUAGUCCGUUAAAUUUCUCAUGUUAAAGUAAUGACCUCUCUUUAUACACAGUUUAGAAAUAUGCACUAUUUUGUUGCUCAUGUAGAAAUGUCGAGCAUAUUGUAUUAGGGGCAAGUCAUGUCAAUAUAUAUGGUUCUAAAAAAUGGUUUCCACUUAAUAACUUGAAUUUGCACGGAGUGGAAGUAUAUUACACUGGAAUCGUGUUUAUAUGCUGCUUAUUAGCAUGUAUAACAAGUUCAUUCUAAGUCUGUUGGGUAAAGGUCAGUGCCUAGGUUGGUAUUCCAUCUCGGAUCAGCUGUGUCAAUAUAAAAACUGUUUAUGCUGAAGGGCUUGACGUUGCAACGCGGUGAUCCCAGUUUGGUUAUUUUCAUGUCUUUUUUUCUAGUUGGUGUUCGAUUAUACAAAUGUUGUAUAAGAACAAGAAUAUCUCUCCUGAUAUAGUUUCAGGAUUAUGAUUGUUUGUUAUAUUCUGUUUUUUUGUGGUGUUGUUAUGAAUUUUUGUAUAUUUAAGCUUACACGCUUUAACGGGUUGUGGUUGCAUUUGGGACCAGUUGGAUGACGGCCAGGGUCACUUUUGCAAACAUGUUUUUCGCUCAAAAGCAUAAGUUUGGAUUGAGAUAUUGCGCUAAAAAAUUGCGUAUGUAGCUUAAUGCAGGUAUAGCUUUGAUUUACAUAAUAAUUUUUUUAAUUAAAUUUAUAUUUUACUAAAACGUUGUUUCUUGUUUCAAAAAUUGAAUGAAGAUAUGUUUCUGAUUUUACAUUUUUAUUUAUCCUGUUCGCACAACUUUUGAGCAUGACUUUAGCAAAUUGCGAAUACAACAUUUCUUUAGAGUGAGUACGAGAUACUAUGCAGUAAAUAUAUUGUUAUUUUUCAUAACUUGUUCUUGAGACCUCUCCGGUGUAUAACAUUUUUUAUGAAACAAAGAAACAAGCACUAGGACGAUCUGCUUGUAUAAUUUGAUUACACAUGAACAAUAAAUGUUUCUUGAUUUGUUUUAAUAAAUAACAUUUAUAUGAUAAGUGAUUAUACCAUACAUCUGGUAAUGGAUGACCAUAAUAGAUAGUUAAAUAAACAUUGUUUUAUCUCA